AUGGAGUCAGUCUUUAGGAUUCCAGAACCUUUGAAUUUUGAUGGUGUAUUGGCGGAUAACUGGAGGAGAUUCAAACAGAGAUUUGAUUUAUAUUCUGAAGCGACAGACCUUCCUCAGAAAGGAAAUAAGAAACAAGUUGCGAUAUUUUUAAAUCUGAUAGGAGAAGAAGGUCUGGAACUCUUUAACUCCUUCUCAUUAACUGAUGCUGAAACCGAAGAUUUGAAAAAGGUCGUUGAAAAGUUUGAAGAAUAUUGUAGUCCUAGAAAAAAUAUUAUAUUUGAAAGAUACAGAUUCAAUUCCAUUAUACAAAAUGAUGGUCAAUCAUUUGAUUCUUUUUUGACUGAGUUGAGGAAAGCGGUCAAAACGACAGAAUAUGGAGAGCCCGAACAAAUGAUUAGGGAUAGGAUUGUUAUUGGAGUGUCAAACAAACUUACACAAGAAAGGCUACUGAGAGAAUCUGAUUUGACGCUUGAAACGGCUAUAAAAAUUUGUAGAGCUGUUGAGAUCAGCAAAUCACAGAGCAAAGCCCUUCAAAAUGAAGCAUCUGUAAGUGCAGUAACUACUAAAGAUAAAGUAAAAAGAAGCCAAUCAGAAAAACAGAUUAUGUGUAGCUAUUGUGGGUACAAUCAUGAUAGAGGCAAAUGUCCAGCUUUUGGGAAGAAGUGUACCAAGUGCAAGGGUAAAAAUCACUUUGCAGCAGUGUGUAAGAAGAAAGAAAAAGACACUAACAAGAAUAGAAAAAAAAAGUCAAUGAAGUCUCAAGAGAUGUGGACCUGUCAGAAAGUUCAGAAGAGAGUGAGUUCUAUUUAA
Sitophilus oryzae (rice weevil) is the source of this 810-nucleotide messenger RNA. RefSeq lists its product as uncharacterized. NCBI's taxonomy places the organism in Eukaryota, Metazoa, Arthropoda, Insecta, Coleoptera, Curculionidae. The transcript has a single exon. The record is from RefSeq and is a predicted model, not a curated record. Bases 1 to 810 code for a protein of 269 amino acids.